Molecule: messenger RNA, 795 nt
Organism: Limanda limanda (common dab)
Lineage: Eukaryota; Metazoa; Chordata; Actinopteri; Pleuronectiformes; Pleuronectidae
Product: trypsin-3
Exons: 5
Coding region: 1-795 (264 amino acids)
Biological process (GO): proteolysis
Molecular function (GO): serine-type endopeptidase activity
Source: RefSeq, a predicted model, not a curated record
AUGGACCUGCCGUCCCUACUGCUGUGUAUACUGCUGGAGUUACUGGCUGUGAAUUGUUCAGACAAUGCAGAGGAGCGAGUAGUGGGAGGAUACCCAACAGGCCCACAUACAAUGAAGUACAUGGUGUCGUUGCAGACCAAAGGCCGCCAGCACAUCUGCGGGGGCUCCUUGGUACACAAGUACUGGGUGCUCACAGCGGCGCACUGUAACAUCGGGGUCGACAACAUGAUGGUAGUAGCAGGAGACUACUCUCUGAGCGUCUAUGAGGGCUCAGAGCAGGAAAUCCUGCCCCAACUUCUGGUGCCCCACCCCGAGCACAACGCCCUCAACAACAACAAUGACAUUAUGCUUGUUAAGCUGAGGGCUCCGGUCUAUCUGAACAGCUACGUCUCCCUCAUUCUGCUGCCCAGGCAGGACGCCUCCAUAGCGGAGGGCCGGAUGUGUCGGGUGUCGGGCUGGGGAUACACCAGCGCCAGCGGAGGCCAGAUGCCCUCAACCCUCCGCACCGCCAAGAUCCCCGUCGUCUCCACAGAGAAGUGCAACAACACCGAGUCCUUCUCCGGCGCCAUCACAGAAAACAUGCUCUGUGCUGGUUACACCAAUGGUGGAAAAGAUGCCUGCAAGGGGGACUCCGGGGGUCCGCUGGUGUGUGAAGGGCGGCUCUACGGCGUGGUGUCCUGGGGGAGAGGGUGUGCCGAGCCCAUGUUUCCUGGAGUCUACACUGCCGUGUCCAAGUACCGCAGGUGGAUAGACAACACCAUCUCCAGCGACUACGGCCGGUGUGACAACAAUUAG